GAGGAGCCCCAUCGCCCCACCGAGGAAGGGUCCCUCUUCUCUCUCCUUCUCUCUCUCUCAGGGCUAAGGCUAAGGAAGGAGGCCGAGGGCAGCGGCAGGGAAGGCAGGCCACCCACCCGGCAGGAGCCUUCCUGGGAGGGGAAGCGCACCCACACCCAGCCUCAGCUAAGGGAGGGCCCAAAGGAGGUCCUAAGGGAGAUCCUGAGCUAGGUCCUAAGAGAAGUCCCAAACAAGGUCCUAAGGGAGAUCCUAAACGAGAGCCUAAGCUAGGUGCUACAUUAGACUCUAAACUAGGUCCUGAAACCUACUCCUAAACAAGUUCCUAACAUAGGUAGAUCCUAAGGGCGCUCCUAAACUAGAGGCUGAGCCAGGUGCUAAAUUGGACCCUAAGCUAGGUCCUAAGAUAAGUCCUCAACUAGAUCCUAAAUUAGGUCUUAAACUAGUUCUUAAGGUACACCCGAAGGGAGGUCCUAAGAGCCUAAGCUAGCUCCUAAGAGAGAUCUUUAGGUAGCUCCUAAAGUAGGUCCUCAGAUAGAUCCUAAGCUAGGUCCUAAGGUACAACCUAAGACAGGCCCUAAAAUAAGUCCUAAACUAGUUCCUAAGAUAGGUCCUGAGAUAGAUCCUGAAGUAGACCCUAAGCUAGGUGCUAAGAUACAUCUGUAGGUACAUCCUAAACUGGGUCCUAAGAUAGAUCUAAGAGUUAGAGUUUCAGCUAGGUGCUGAGCUAGAUCUGUAGGUAGAGCCUCAACUCGUUCCUAAGGUAGGUCCCAAGACAGAGCUGGAGCUCGUCCUGCCGGUGGGGGCUAAGCCAGUCUCCUUCGGUGCCGGGAGGGCCUCCUUGCCGCCAUGUUCCCGGGGCUGCUGGCUCCGCCGGCGGUCUACCCGAGCCUCCUCCGCCCGACGCCGACCCUCUCCUUGCCCCAGUCCCUCCGCUCGGCCUUCUCGGGCCCUUCCUCCUCGGGCUUCUUGGUGGAGGACCUCCUCCGCAUCAGCGCCACCACCAGCAGCAGCAGCAGCAGCAGCAGCAGGGCCCCCGGCGCCCCUUUCCUGCCCCGCAGCCCCCCGCCCUCGCCCUCGCCCUCGGGGGCAGCCGGCGGCGGGAGGGAGGCCGGGGCAGGAGGGUCGCCCUCCUCAGCCUCCUCCAGCCCCGAGGCCACCUUCCUGAAGUUCGGGGUCAACGCCAUCCUCUCCUCCGGCCCCAGGGCAGAAGCCCCCCAAGGUCUGAUCCAGAGCCUGCCGGCCAAGGCCUCCUUCUCCUUCCCCUACUUCGAGGGCUCCUUCCAGCCUUUCCUCCGCGCCGCCACCUAUUUCCCAGCUUCUUCUGUGGUGCCUAUCCCUGGCACAUUCUCUUGGCCUCUGGCCGCUCGAGGGAAACCGCGCAGGGGGAUGCUCCGCAGGGCAGUCUUCUCAGAUGUGCAGCGCAAGGCUCUGGAGAAAAUGUUUCAGAAGCAGAAAUAUAUCAGCAAACCAGACAGAAAGAAGUUGGCAGCCAAGCUGGGCCUAAAAGACUCCCAGGUAAAGAUCUGGUUUCAGAACAGAAGGAUGAAGUGGAGAAACUCCAAAGAGCGAGAACUCCUGUCAUCUGGUGGCUGUCGAGAACAAACCUUACCCACAAAGUUCAACCCUCACCCAGACCUCAGUGAUGUUGGCAAGAAAGGUUCUGGGGAGGAAGAAGAAGAUGCAUUAUUGCCACCGUGCUCUGCCAGCCCCCGGCACUCCUUGACCUACCACCAGGCCACAGACCACCCACACUUAAGAGACAGGCUAGACUGUCAGAUGCUCCCUUCUCCCACCCAUUCCAGCAGCCCCAGCAAGCCAUCAGAUUUUUCAGACUCUGAGGAAGAGGAGGAGGAAAGAGAGGAUGAAGAAGAAGAGGAGGAGGAGAUCACAGUCUCAUAGAGAACUUUCUCCUGGCCAUCAAAACAAAGGGACAUUGCAAAGUGGGGGAUAUCCAGUUGAAGAGGUGUGGUCCUUCCACAUUCACAUGGCUUGCAUAGAAAAUGUACUGAUCAUCAUUUAUCCACAAGGCUUCUGUGAGCCACAGAUCUACCCUGAUUAGAAAGCCUUGCUUAAUAGCUUCCUUUUGUUGAUCAACCAGCUUGCCUUGCACUUUUCAGUUGGAAGUUGCAGAUUAAAAAGUCAUAACCCCACCCCAUCUUGCUAAUUAUUGAGAACAGAGCGUGUGUGGUGGUUUGAACAAUGAAAUAUGACUCUGGACAUCAGGGUUCAAUUCCCUGCCCAGUCAUGGAAAGCCACUGGAUGACCUUGGGUGGGCCACACAUGAAGCUCACGUGAUAGCAUCACCUUAGGCUUGCCAUAAAUAAAAAAUUACUUGAAGGCACACAACAACAACAAAAAUUAUUGAGACCAAUUGAUUUAAUAUUAGAAUAAUCAGUCCAAUUCAGUUGUGUAUUAAUUUCUCCAAAGGACUUGGGUAAUUCAUCCUGUGUUCACAUGAGUUCUGCUCCAAUGAGAGGCUAGUAGUAUUACAUUGAUGAAAUCUGCCUGGUUAAAAAUUAGCAACACCAAGGUCUAAGAUGCAGCCAGUAAUAUUGCCACAUAUUGCCCCAUAGGCACACAAAUCUUAGAAAUGUAGGGAUAUCUGCUGGACCUGGGCCUCAAGUCUUUCCUAACCACCCAGAGGAACAGUACUCACUAGUUUAGCUUCAAGAGUGGACCUUUUAAUUUUUAUUUAUGAAUCCCAUGAGCAUCAUGUGCUUUCCAGCCAUUUUCACAUUUCUUUGCCAGAUCUUUGGCCUUUGCGGAGGAUGUCCAUGUGGAUACAUGGAAACUGGAACCACCUCUUUGAUUUCUGACUGAACCUUGCUGUCUUUGCACAGCUUUUAUGAACUGUACACUAUUUUGUACAUUUACACUGUAUGGCAGUUUUAUACCAAGGCUAUUGUGAGUCUACAGAUGCACAUGUUUGUAUUUUGUGUGUGUGUGUGUACAUGUGCGCAUGCACAUUUGUGCUUUUUUAUUUUAUUUUUUAAAAUUUAAAGAGAAGCUUAGCUUUUAACUGUAACUUAUAAAACAUGGACUAUUUUAUAUUCUUACUGUGUACAGAUUUUAAAUAUGUAUAUAUAACAAAUGAAGCAAGUGCCAAAUUAAAAAGAA
This is a messenger RNA of Sceloporus undulatus (fence lizard), 3117 nucleotides long. RefSeq names its product developing brain homeobox 1 (gene DBX1). Gene Ontology annotation, biological process: cell differentiation in spinal cord; regulation of transcription by RNA polymerase II. The transcript has 4 exons. Bases 847 to 1899 code for a protein of 350 amino acids. Gene Ontology annotation, molecular function: DNA binding; DNA-binding transcription factor activity, RNA polymerase II-specific. The record is from RefSeq and is a predicted model, not a curated record. Lineage: Eukaryota; Metazoa; Chordata; Lepidosauria; Squamata; Phrynosomatidae.